Vigna radiata var. radiata (mung bean) is the source of this 1189-nucleotide messenger RNA. Its product is annotated as putative F-box/FBD/LRR-repeat protein At4g13965. Lineage: Eukaryota; Viridiplantae; Streptophyta; Magnoliopsida; Fabales; Fabaceae. The record is from RefSeq and is a predicted model, not a curated record. The transcript is spliced from 2 exons. Bases 1 to 1083 code for a protein of 360 amino acids. Gene Ontology annotation, molecular function: protein binding.
AUGGGGAGGGACAUGAUCAGUGAGUUUCCUGAGACCCUUUUGCUCCACAUAAUGAGUUUCAUGAACACAAAAUAUGCUGUUCAGACUUGUGUCUUGUCUAAAAGAUGGAAUCACAUUUGCAAACGACUCAUCAAUCUCACAUACUCUCCUGUUCCAAAUCUCCCGAAGAAAAUUGGGAUUGAAAGGUUUAAGAAAUUUGCAUCCUGGGUCUUGUCUACACGAGAUCACUCAUGUUUCCUGCAUAAUCUUGGUCUUCACCUUUGUUGGACAGAACCUGAACUCUUAGACAAGAUCAUUAAAUAUGCUUUGUUCUGUAACGUUCAGCAGUUGAUUUUAGAUGUAUAUUCAGGCUUUAGACCUGAUUUUCAGUCACUCCCUUUAAUCUUUUGUUCUCAGUCUCUGACAUCUCUCGAGCUUUCCAUUGCAUGGAACUAUGCUCUUAUAGUACUUCCAGAAUCUCUCCACAUGCCAGUAUUGAAAAACUUGCAUCUUCAAGGUGUAAGAUUUACAGCAAGGGACAAUGAUUCAGCCGAGCCCUUUUCAAAUUGUCACUCGUUAAACACUUUAGUCCUUAGGUACUGUUCUUUGAAGGAUGAUGCACAGGUGCUUUGCAUAUCUAAUUCUAGCCUUUCUAGUUUCACAUCAUAUGAAGGACAAACUUACCAAAUUCUGCUUUCUACUCCAAAUCUUAGUUUUUUCACCAUCAAGGGUUCUGCCACUCACCAACUCUUCUCCACAUGCAAUCUUUCUUUUCUUGAAGCAGUAAAUAUUGACGUGUCUUGGAAUGGACGUUGGGCUGAGAAAAGUUCAACCAUCAGUUCAAACAUCAUGAGAUGGCUGCAAGUGCUUGCCAAUGUAAAGAAACUGACCUUUACUUCUUGGUAUCCCUUUCAAAUCAUGUUACAUGAUUUCUCUAAUCCCAUUUCAGUGAAACCUGAACCUCCGAGCUUAGUAAGAUUGGAGUCACUGAAAGUGGUUAAGCAUUUCUCUGUAGACGUAUCUGAUGAAGAAGUAAACACAGUAAUGGAGUACUUGCUUCGGGGCUCUCCAAUGGCCAAAGUUCACAUCACAAGAAGGGCUUAAUUGAUAUACAUAUGCUUAGUUGUUUUGGUGGAGAAUUUUACAGACUACCCAGUUUUUGUCUUUUUUAUAUGCUUUCUUUCUCCUUGUCCAAGAUAUUGCCUUGUUU